Molecule: messenger RNA, 2277 nt
Organism: Bombina bombina (fire-bellied toad)
Lineage: Eukaryota; Metazoa; Chordata; Amphibia; Anura; Bombinatoridae
Gene: STRADB
Product: STE20 related adaptor beta
Exons: 12
Coding region: 137-1402 (421 amino acids)
Biological process (GO): protein phosphorylation
Molecular function (GO): protein kinase activity; ATP binding; protein serine/threonine kinase activator activity
Source: RefSeq, a predicted model, not a curated record
GGUGUUUCCACAGGCGGUACACGGAAUCUGGAGUGCAGAGCAGAUCAGAGACAGGCAGAUGUGAAAAGAGGGGUGUCCUGCCUCAGAGGAUCAUCAAUGGAUUCAUGAAAUAUUCCCUGAUCAAUAAGUUAAUUCGAUGUCGUGUUUGGACUGUACCUGUCUGAGAGGGACGCCAGUGAAAUCAAUAAGCCAAGAUAAAGAGUCGACUUCCAGCAUUUAUCCACACUGGGCAUGUGAACUGCCUCAGUGCUGGAUUCCUCCCGGACCAGGAGGGCAGGAUUUGCUAGUAAACUCCUCUCAAGCAUCCGCCUAUGAACUGAAAGAUGAGCUUGGUAAAGGCUUUGGGAAUCUAACUACAGUCUACCUCGCCAGACAUACUCCUACUGGGACUCUGGUUACUGUGCGCCUCACAGAUUUGGAAAACUGUUCUGAUGACCAUCUGACAAUUUUACAGAAUGAAGUCGUUAUGUCACGGUCAUUCAGACACCAUAACAUUGUGGCUUAUUGGAAGACAUUUACUGCUGGAACCUGUCUUUGGGUUGUAUUGCCAUUUAUGGUAUAUGGCUCAGCAAGCAGUCUUCUUAAGAACUAUUACCCAGAAGGGAUGAGUGAAGCAUUAAUAGGAAACCUUCUGUAUGGUGCAUUAAAGGGAUUAAAGUAUCUGCAUGAAAAUGGAUACAUUCACAGGAAUGUGAAAGGAAGCCACGUCCUAGUAUCUGAAGAAGGUCUUGUUUAUCUGUCUGGCCUUAGUCGUCUUUGCUGUUUGGUGGGAAGGGGCGAAAAAGCAAAAGUGGCGUACGAUUUUCCAAAUUUCAGCACUGCAAUGCUUCCUUGGAUGAGUCCAGAACUACUGAGGCAGGACCUGUAUGGGUACAAUGUGAAGUCUGACAUCUACAGUCUUGGGAUCACUGCCUGUGAAUUAGCUACGGGGCGUAUACCAUUCACGGACAUGCUCCGCACUCAGAUGCUGCUACAAAAAUUAAAAGGUCCCCCAUACAACCCCCUGUAUGGUAAUACCUUUCCAUGUGAAGAAUCUCCCAUGAAGAAUUCCAGGUCUGGUGUGGAUUCUGGCAUUGGGGAAAGUGUGGUUGCUGCAAGUAUGACUCAGACAAUGACAAGUGAACGACUAAGAGCCCCCUCUCCGAAAACGUUUUCAGCUGCCUUCCAGAAUUUUGUAGAAUCAUGUCUGCAACAGGAUCCUGAAAAUAGGCCUUCUGCUGGUACUUUACUGUCACAUCCAUUCUUCAAACAGGUUAGAGAGCAGACACAUGGAUCAAUUCUUUCACUACUGCCCUCUUUGGAACAAUAUAAAAAACACUGCACUGAUGGGCUAUGUUUGACAUACUGGAAAAAAUCAUGUACCCCAGCUCAAGAUGAAAAUAGUUGGUGGACAUUUGAAUAAUUCUUUGUUUACUAUGUAAAGGAAUCAACAUUUUCAGUGUUUUUUUGCAAUACAUAUCAAACUGGUGAACUGUGGAAGGACUUCAAUUUCUAUAUAGUUUUUAGGGUCUUUUUGUUUGUUUUUCUCAGUGCUCGUAGUGAGCAUAAUGUGAAUAUGCAAAUGUUGCACUUCUAUACUGUAGAUAUUCAAUCAUUGAUGCUCAGAUUCAUUAAGCACAAGUUGCUUUUCAAUAGUAUUAUAAAAAUAAUUGCAUUUGGAUAAGGCCAAUAUAAUUCAAUGCACAAUAAGUAUUGCUUCUAUGCAGAUGUAUCCUGUUUUUUAUUUUCUAAAAAUCACUGUAUAGCAACGAUAAGUAUUAUUUGUAACAUCCAGAGAGUGGUCAUUACAUUACUGUAGUAUGCACAAAGACUAUGUCCAAGAUUCAUUUCAGAGUUAAAAUAAUCUUCUCUAAAAUUGUUCUAGCAUCAUAACAUUAGGGUAUUCCCUAUGGGUAGGCUGACCAUAUUGCCGCUUUAAAAAGGGACACAUAUGAAAAAUACAUAUGUCAGGGCCGUUUUCAGGGCUGUUUAAAGAAAUGGUUUUGUAUAAGAACCCUCACAUAUGUAUUUUUCAUAUGUGUUCCUUCUUAAAGCGGCAAUAUGGUCAGCCUACCUAUGGGUCCUUGUUAUAGUAAUCUGUUAUUGGCAGAGUUUGACAAAUACCACAAAGUCAUGGCUAAAAUUUUAUUACUGGCUUGUAAAUUUGUGAAUUCAUAUUUGCAAAUCAUUCCCUAGCUCCUAAAAAAGUAUAGUGUUCAGGGGAGAUUCUGAAUUUCAGAUACAUUUGUCAUCCUCUAUGUUUUGGCACAAAGGAGAAUAAAACGUAUUAAAAUCAAA